Drosophila ficusphila is the source of this 2247-nucleotide messenger RNA. RefSeq names its product DC-STAMP domain-containing protein 2. The record is from RefSeq and is a predicted model, not a curated record. Lineage: Eukaryota; Metazoa; Arthropoda; Insecta; Diptera; Drosophilidae. Gene Ontology annotation, cellular component: membrane.
AGACGUAGCCCGCCAAUGUAAAUUGGCAAAAUAAAAAUCUGAGCAAACGAAAUGGAAGAAGCCUGGACUUUCAGGCUGGUGGUGCCGUACGUGCUCUUUGGUUAUUUCACCGGGCUCGCUGUGACGAUCGCGUGGACCUGGUGGAGCCUCGGGCUGGGACACCAGAGCCUAAGCAUCAACAUGAUCAUCGCGAUUCUGGUGGCGUUGACCCUGGGGUCCUUCUACAGCCGUUUUGUAAGGUGCAUUUUGGCCCUGGCUGCUCCUUCGCUGUGCAGCGCCCGCGGCAGGGCGUUCCUCAUCAGCCUCGCCUUUGUCCUGGUCGCAGUUGGUCCCACGGCCAACAUCAUGGCCAACUUGAAGGUGAUGCUGCGCAGCCUGGCCUGCGGGCAGGAGCUGUUGCGCCAGGCGCUCGGCCAGAUGCUGGACGUGAUCCUAGAGCCGGUGAACGCCAUUCAGCUGGCCGUCGAUCUGAUGCUGCAUGAGGUGCGCCUGGUGCUCAAGCAGGCCAUGGUAGUGCUCCUCCGCAUCCAGGGGCACCUGAUCGCCAUCAUUGACACGCUUAAGAACUGCGCGGUGUGGCUGAAGUCCGUCGUGGAUCUGUGCAAUACGGAAAUGGGAACUCCGUGGGCGCGCUGCAAGAAGACGGCGCACACCGCGAUGGUAAAGUGCCAAGCCAAGAUGGGUGUCUUCAAGGCUCUCUGCCAGUCCACCAAGCUGUUUCUGGCCCUCUGUUAUCCCGCCAAGCUCAUCGAUGUAUUCUGUAGCGGCUACUGGGAUGUCAGCUGGGACCUUCUCGACAGGAUCUCGGAGCGAUACCGCGAGUUUGUGCGGCACAUAGAGCAGAUGUUCGACGCGAAUAUAACCUUCGAGCACGAGUUUUUCUUCGACACGAACUCCUCGAAGAGUCUGGCGGACGUGGGCGAGGAGAUACUCCAGGAUAUCAACGAGCGACUGACGCCGCUCCUCCUCCUGCAGGACUUUGUGAACACCCUUUGCUGGGUCAUGGUGCUCUCUGUGUUCUUUAAAGCCAUCAUCUUCUACUUGCGCUACAUGCACAGCCGGCAGUUUCAGAACGUGUUCAUGACGAAUAUCCUGAGUGACAUCGACAAACGGCACGGAAAGCGCGGAUAUAAUCACCUGCUGCCCCUUCAACGGCUUGAAAGGUCGAAGUACAUGAAGCUCACCAGCCUUCGCCUGACCCUGUUCGAGUUCCUGUCGCUCGUGGAAAACGCCUGCUUCAUGGUGACCACCUGCCUGCAGCUGUUCGCGCUCUGCUUCCUGGACUACGGACUCUUCUGGCUGCUGGCCACGAUGUCCUUUCACGGCCACCAGGAGGCCGGGCUGGAGGUGCCCGCCUACAUCGACCUGCAGAUCAAGGGCGGGGGCUAUGUGGCCGACAUCAUGCGGGUCGCCAAUGCCUUUCGCCCAUUGACGCAGAAGAGCGUCCUGGACACCAAUCCCUGCCUGCCGCUGCCCGUGCAGCCCGACUAUGUGAAGUACGCCCUCAUACUGCUGCUCUGCCUGUUCGCCUGGCUCAUCCUGCUGGCCGAGCCGUACGUGCUGCGCACCCGCCAUCUCAUCAUGGCCUACUUUUACCCGGCGCGAGCCAAGGAAAGGGCCUUGUUCCUUUACAACAAGAUCUCCGAGGACAGAGCAACCAUCUUCAAGAUGGUCCGUCGCAGGAAGCGAAACGAGUUCAAUCACAGGCGGGAUGUGCAGUUGCUCGGAUGGGUGACCUGGCUGGAAAACAUAUUCUCCUGCUUGGUCAGUUGGUGCUGCUGCUGCUGCCGCUGCUGUCAGAGCAGCGAGAAGUGCACCAUAUGCAGCAAGCCCUUGACUGCGUCGAAUCGGAACCCCUGCGACACGCCGGGCUGCAAGGGGAUCUUUUGCGAUGCGUGCUUCAACAGGUCUCUCAAUAAGUGCUGCCUGUGCAACCGGCCGUUGGACUACGGCGAUUUCUCAGACGUUUCCGAAGUGGACGACUCGUCGGACUUCUCCGAAAAGGUAUCGUUCAGAGAGGAGCGCUACAGGGAGAUUUGCGGGCAACAAAGCCGUCGAAGGAAAAGGUAAAUUAAACCUUAGGGCACUCCGGAUCCACAAGUCGGAUAUGCAGGAAUAAAUUCCCAACACAAGAUUGCCAUUUGACCGGUCGAAAAUAUAUUACUCUGGAAACUUUAUGCCAAGGCCAUAUACGAUAAUUAUGCAGACACGCCGGACGAGCUGCCCUUCAAGAAGGGCGACAUCCUC